Molecule: messenger RNA, 1299 nt
Organism: Gryllus bimaculatus (two-spotted cricket)
Lineage: Eukaryota; Metazoa; Arthropoda; Insecta; Orthoptera; Gryllidae
Source: the annotation of a GenBank genome assembly
AUGGCAGUGAGCCCGAGAAGUGUGGAGGAAUCUAAAAGGAUACGUAAAAUGAGUUUGAGCUAUUUGAAAGAAUCAUUGGUGAAAAGAAAUUCUAAGAAAAAGGGAGCACGUCAGCGGACUUGUUGUUGCAAGUUCACUUCCGAUGCAAAUGGCGAAUCUUCUGAUAAUGUGAUAAAGAGUAGAGAGUCCGAUACGUCAGUCGAGCAAGACUGUGCUGGGUGUGACUGUGGUUUAGCAAAAGACACUCGCACUCCUAGUAUAUUCAAAAGUCUGAAGUUGCGAUUUCAACAGAAGACUAGCAGUUUUGGUGCAAGACCUUUGAGGUGUAAAUCCAAACAAUCCAUUAAAGUUCUUGACUCCUGCAGCUCCUUUUCCCACUCGCUGUCAGAAGAUGCAACCCCCGAAGGAUUUACAGCAAAUAAGAAAAAGGGGAAGGAAAGUAGAGCAAGAGUAUCUUUGUGUGCCAGGAUAUCUCCACCACCAAUACGAUUUAUUAGAAAUGAUAGAUGCUCAGUUAAUAGCCCAUUGAAAAAUGAGAGUGAUUUGGAUCCUCAAGUCAAUGAUAAUUGCCAUAUGAAUAAUUCAAUUUCAGAACGCUUAGAAACAAAUUGUUCAUCGCGGGGCACUAUUAACAUAGGAAAUUUACAGAGUGAUUCUAAUAGUUCACGGUGUGCAAAUUGUGAUAAAAGUGAUUCUCUGUGUCAUGCCUUGAAUUCUGAUACUGAGGACACAUUGUAUCAAUUAUGUCAUGACCAGUACUCCACAGAUGUAUGUGGACAGCAGCUGCAGAGUCCAGCACGCAGCUUAACUUGUGAACUCUUCAAAUUGGCUAAAUAUGGAUGGUAUUGGGGCCCAAUUUCUCGUGAAGAAGCAGAAGAAAAACUGUUAAACCUUCCAGAUGGAACAUUUUUGGUUCGUGAUUCUUCAGCCGAUCGAUACUUGCUCAGCGUCAGUUUCCGAAGCUCAGGCAAAACGUUCCAUACACGAAUAGAGCAUAGUCAUGGUAUGUUCAGUUUCUAUUCCAAUCCUGGUCAUGAUGGGUUUGCUAGUAUAAUUGAACUUAUAAACCACUCCAUGUCAUACUCUGAGACAGCAGUGUUCUGCUAUUCGCGACCAAGAGCACCAGGACAUCCAGCUUUCCCUGUUCGAUUGGCCAAGCCUAUUUCACGAUUUACACAAGUGCGGUCAUUACAAUAUUUGUGCAGGUUUGUCAUUAGACAAUACACUAGAGUGGAUAAUAUACAGAAGUUACCUUUGCCUUCUAAACUGAAAGGUUAUUUACAAGAAGGUCACUAUUAA